This is a messenger RNA of Pseudo-nitzschia multistriata, 6115 nucleotides long. The record is from the annotation of a GenBank genome assembly. Lineage: Eukaryota; Bacillariophyta; Bacillariophyceae; Bacillariales; Bacillariaceae.
GUCAUCUAGAAAAGUGAAGUACCAGGCGCACGAAUCACAGCUGCCAACAGUGCAAUAAUCUCUAUCUUUUUAUCGUAAUGUAAUCAGAUAUGUAUUUUCCCGCUUUGGUCAAAUGCAAAGCGCAAGGUAGAAAUCAUGCAACAUCAAACAAACGGGAAAACGGAAGCCACAGUGGAAUGCUUCGAAAGUACGGGUAGGCGUCUCGCCGAGGACGUCGCUUCUCUUACAAGGGUCAGAAGUCGGUUGUCGAAAACGUCAGAUGAAAAACUGCACACAAUCAUACCCGCUCUGAUUCCAAAGCUUUUUCAACGAUUGGAGAAUUAUAGCGGCCUACUUACGGGUGAUAACAGCAACAAUGAACAACUCUCUCUCGAUGCUACGACGCUGUCCAUCCUGGAGAAAGCACGAUACCAAAUCAAUCGAAUCACAUGUAGCGCCAUGGGACGUUUCCGAGGAAAUGAGAGCAUACCUACCGAUCCGAUAGCACGCGCAAUGCUCCCMUUUGUCGAUUCGGACAGUGCGGUUGUUGGCACAUGGGCACUGGCAUUUCUUCAAGUGUCCAUUCAGAGGACUUCUGUGACAAAUUCUUCGUUGAUUUCUGAUCUCAUUCCUGCUCUAUUGGAAUCCAUAGGUCGACUGCAUGGACGUAUUUCCCAGAUGGCGGAAAGCCCUCCAGCCAACAGCCCGCUCGAGGCUCGAUGGAUUCGUGUCAGCUGGCUUUUGUUUGAUUGCAUCGUUCUCGAUUCAGGGCAAGAGCCGAUGUUUGAUUGGGACACCGAAACGUUUGACAUCACUCGGAGAAAUGCAAUAGCAAGUGAUGGUGAUGACAAUGGCAGCCACGAUUUAUCAUCUUUUCCAGCUCUGUGCCAAGCUACGAGAGUAAUAGAAGCCAACGACCAAAGUACAUCCGAUGGAUUUUUCUGUCUUUUGUUGGAUCUUCUGUUUUUUCUACCCAUGCAUCCAGUACCUGGUGAUAACACGACUGUGUUGUCUCGACUCGGUAUGCAUCGAAUGGAGCACCGAAAUGACCUCGUUCCGGCUUCCAUCGAUGAACAGGAAGAAAAUGUCGUGUUCGUACCCAUCGCUGAAGAGCACGAAGGUGGUAUGCAGCUUCAACAGAGACCUGUCCGACCGAGGAGGAGGAGAGAAUGGUCCAAAUCAAAUAAAGCGUAUCUUCGUUACAUGAAACUCGUUACUCUUGAGCUAGCAAUCUGGCCUCCACGUCGGGGAUUUUUCCAAGGGGUGGAUAAUGAUCGAGCCCUGCUCUUGAGCAUUUUUGUGGCCAAUUACGAGUCAAUGCACGGACGAAUUGCCAUGUCUUAUCUGAAGGAGUGGAAACAUAAAAACAGCUUUGUGCCGUUGCCAGUUGUAGCUAGUAUUCUUGUCCUCAUGAUCGGAGAAGCCGAGGCAAGCGAAGUGCUAGAUGAAUUCGAAACAAAGCAAGGAAUCAAGUUACCCGAACGGUUGUUGGGAGCAAAGAGCAAAAACAAAGCCAUUUGUCGACCGUCAAUGCCAUGGAUAGUAACUUCAAGUGCUGCAAAUGCUCUCAUGGAAAUUUUGAUUGAUUUGAGAGAUUCGACGGGCAUGAUGAAUACCAGUACUAAUGUUGAUGACGAGAAACAUGCAAUCCUAGUGAUUGAAUUAUCGCUUAAAUUAUCGGAAAUGGAUGACAACAGAUAUACGUUUCUAGCCAUUCGCCUCGUCUCAAUCUUUUGCAACCAUAUCCAGCAAACCACAACGAUUCUGGCUUCGAAUAUACUAGGGAUCGUCACUAAGGUGCUUGCACUCUUGGUGGAUUUUGGCGCCGGAGAUGAAUCGAGAACGAGAACAGAGCGUGGCGAUCGGAUUCCUCUGGGAGCCCCCGUUCCAUUUUCCAAUCGCAACGACCUGAAUCAAUUGCUACAGAAUCACCGAGAAUCUCUGAAAAGAGAGCGCAUGAAGCGAGACGAUGCCCUCCGAGCACGAGAGGACGCAUAUACGCUGAUUCCUCGUCUAUCUUCACAUGUUUUCGAGCGAGCCGAAACCUCGCCCUUUCGGCUCCCCAAUCUAUUGCUCCAGUGUGCUGUCUACGAAGAUCGAUCUCUGGAGCACCACGCAAUCGAAGCCUUGGAUUCGAUGCAAGCCGCAUACAAACAAAAACUCGACAAAGAUGGAUCGCUUUUCGGAAAGGGACACGAGCACUACGGGAUGCCCCUCCAGCAGCAGGCAACUUCUCUUCUGCCGGCGUUGCUGGAGGCGGUGUGCUCCGGAUCCGUGUGCGUGCGCACGAAUGCCGUUCGGUGGAUCCGAAGGGUGCUCCUAGCCAUGGAUUCCGAGGCCGCGUCGUACCUGGCUGCCCACCUUGUCCGAGACGACAACCGCGGGAUCGCCGUGCUGGCACGAGAAAUCCUCGGGAUCACCGCUGCCAACACGCUGGCCGUCGAUGUUCCCGGGAAGAUGGCCGUGUCCUUUCUGAACCUGGCACACAGCGAUGGAUGGGCCACCGUGAGGAAGGAAGUCGAGCAACGAAGCAGAGAACUGGCUCGGCGGCUGCAAAUGGCGUCGUGCGAGAAGAGCGCGGUUCUCCUCCUCCACAACGAGUUUUCCGUAUCCAAGGCAGAGUCCGAAUACCUCAACGAUAGACUGUCGUGCCUAGAUCGCUGCGGUCUGGUUUCGGAGAACAACUUCGAUGCAAAGGAAGGAGGUCCCAAAACGAUUGGGUGCGGAAUCUGCUACGAUGACGUGGAAACAGAACAAACAUACUCUUUGCCGUGUGGUCACGCCUUUUGCAAGCCUUGUUGGGUCUCGUACGCAAGAACUGGUUCCGACAAAGCACUGCAGGGGUACGUUUUGGAUCUCCGGUGUCCCCAGCACGGGUGUGGCGUUCGCGUCCUGCCGAGCGACCUCCGGCAGCUCGAGCCACGCCUCGCUCCGGAAUGGAAGGACGCCUUGCUCCGGAGGUUUGUCGAGGAGGACCCUUUGCAUCGGUACUGCCCCGGACCGGACUGCGGGUGCGUCGCGAGGGCACCCGAGCCCCGACCGGCGGUCUCCACCACGCGGGCUUCCCUACGGGUAACCUGCCAAUCUUGUGCCACUUCGUUUUGCUUCGGGUGCGGGAGAAACGACCACGCCCCCGCCUCGUGCGAAGACAUGGAAAAAUGGAGCUCCAUCGAGGGAUCUUCUCGUUACUGGAUCAAGAACAACUCGAAACCGUGAGUUCCUGCGAUUGUCUCCUCCGCGCAGAGCGUUCUUGCCGCAAUUGCCAAACCCAAUCUUCUUGCUCCACACCUCACCCCCAUCCGAUUGUCCUCGCCUUUUCCCCACCAGGUGCCCCGGCUGCGGCGUACCCAUCGAGAAAACCACGGGGUGCAACCACAUGCGGUGCACCCGGUGCCAGACGGAGUUCUGCUGGCUGUGCCUGAGCCCGCUUCACAGCUACCUCGAAGCCCACGUCUGUAGCCGCUACGAGGCUUCCGGGGCCGCGGACGACGGCUUCGAGAAGCGGGCCCUCUUUGCUGUCACCCGGUACCAGGCCCACGGUGCCGCCGCCGGUUUUGCCGGGAACCAGAUGCGGAACUUCGACCCGGAACGCUUUCUCGAGACCUUUUGGUUCCUGGAGGAGUGCGACGACCCGGCGGCAACGAUGGCCCGGGCCCUGGAGGCCUUGGUGGCGGGCCGGGAGUUUCUGAAGCACUCCCACGUCCGGAUGCUCUUUCGGAACGACGGGGAAUCCGCAAGACUCCAGGAGGACCACCACGCGUGCCUCGAGGUGGUUGUCGAGCGGCUGAGCCGUCUGACCGAGAUAAACCUGCACGACCACUACGCCCGGCGGGGGCGGACCGGGAUCCGCCUCCACGUUCGGAAGCUGGCCUUUUACGCGGUGUGCGUCGCCCGGUACACGGAACGGAUUGCGCGCCUGGAGUAAACCAGCAGGUUUUUGCUUCGACUUAUUCCCGCAGGCAGGCUUCCAGGGCGUCGCAAAAGUCGCGGAUCUCGGUUUCCGUCGUCGUGUAGGACACGGAGGCCCGCACCAGGUCCGGAACACCGGUUUCCGACGAGUCCAGCGGCGUGGAGGUCGCCGGGACGACGCUCAGCUCGAAGCCCUCCGCCCACAUCGCCUCCCGGAUGGCCGAAGAAGCCACGCCCGGGCACCAAAAGGCUACGAUCCCGCAUCUCGUGCUUCUCGAAUGGUGGAUCCGUAGCGCCGGGAUCCGUUCCCGGAGGACGUCCCGGAGCCGGGAGGACCGUUCCUCGAUGUCCCUCUGGAUGGCCGGGAGGCCCCGUUCCAGGGCGUUGCGGACGGCCUCUCCGAGUCCCAGCCGGCCCGAGACGCCGGAUUCCCAGAACUCGAACCGCUUGGCGCCUUGUCGGGGGGAAAAGUCCACCACGCCCUCGUUCUGGAGCUGGGUGCCGGGCCGGUACACCCCUUUCGGGGGAACCGAGGCCACCGGGCAGCCGUAGUGGUCGAUGUGCGACGGCACGAGGUCGUGCGCCAGCAUGCCACUCGACACGUACAGGAAUCCCGUUCCCCGUGGCCCCCGCAAAUACUUUCUUCUGAGGAGCGAAUUCGAAAAAAAAAAACAGCAAGAAGCCACGCGGGUGAGAUUCGCUACUGCCGAGCGCAACACACGGGCCUCCGGCCGGGUUCUUCCCAUCCAAACCGUCCUUACCCCGUGGCCACCAGCGCAUCGCACCGCACGGCCCGCACGUCGACGUCCAUCUGGCCGACGCUCUGGCAGGCAUCGACGAGGUACUUGAUGGAACCGAGGUACCCCCCUGCACCACCGGUGUGUCUCCGCCCCUCGUUGUGGGCCCGGAUCUUCGCCCCGAUGUCCUCCACCGGGUUGACGAUCCCGCUGUUGGUGGGCACGUGUGUGACGCAGACCAGGGCGAUCGACGACGGGUCCAGGCGGACGGGGUCUUUUCCGUCCUCCCCGCCGGCCUCGUAGGCAAAGGUGCCGUCCAGCAUGGCGUCGAGGGCGUCCAGGUCGACCCUCCCGGUGCUCCCCCCGCAAGGACCCACCGACGACGGAAGGGCCAGAACCACCCAGCGGUCCCCGUGGUCCCGGGCCCACUGGCACGCCGCCACGAGGUUGGCGGCGUACUCGGCCUCGCUCACCAGGAUCACCCGCUUGGUUCCAUCGGGGGAGGCCCUCCGCUCCAGCUCGUCGCGCUGGACCAUGGCGUAAAAGGCCCGGGUCCAGCCCACCGUGGCGGACUCGACCAGGGCGAUGCACCCUGGUUCCGCGCCGACCAGCUCCGCGACACUCCGGUAGACAUCCUCCAGCCGCCCGGAGUCCCCGGCGGCGUUCUGGGCCGCAUAGCCCCCGUCCUCUUGCUCCCUCCGGAGGUGGGAGCACACCGCGUCCAGGACGCGCUGCGGGGAGGGGGAGGCCCCGGCGUGGUUCAGGUGGACGAUCUUCCGGAGGGUGGGAUCUUCCGGGGGGUUCUCCCGGCAUCCGCUUCCGGUGGAAGACAGCCGCAGCUGGGACGGGAGGGCAUUUGGGAAGGGGAAUCCAGGCAUUCCCGGCGACGUUUGGUGCCGUGCUGUUCCCGGUGGGAGCCGACGGUUCGGGCUACCGUGGGAAAGGCCCGAAACGAAACCAUGGGGAGGAAGCGGCCGCCGGCGGAGAGGGAAGCGGGCUAUCGCCGCGAGCACCGUGGCACAGGACGCCAGGAGGCGUCGGUUCUUGUUCCAGGGAACCAGCAUGCUCCGUGGGAGUGUCGGGUUUCGGGGAACGUCGCAGCUGUAAACGCCGUGAGGAAGGCCACAACGGGCGGGUGUAUUUGUGUCCUUUCUUGUGUGCCUCUGGAAGGAUCGCCGGGCAUCGAAAGGCAUCCACUGGAAAGCACGCGAUGCAACUCGAAGCGCGAAAAGAUUGUCGUCGCACACGGGACAUUCGAUUGCCACCAUCGCGGAGAGCGCAGAUUCCUCCGAAGGUGCCGCGGAACGUGUUGAGCAAGCAAGGUUCUGGUUUUUAGUUGUUCGAAAUCUUUUUCGUGCGAGGCUUUUUCGUAUCCUUGCGGUACCGUACGAACCUGGUACGGUACCGUACGGUAGAGAAAGACGGAGCGUGACACGAUACAAUGGAAGUAAUGUAACUCGUACUGAAGUAGCGCCGAUUUUCCUACGUGC